This is a messenger RNA of Bombina bombina (fire-bellied toad), 414 nucleotides long. RefSeq names its product lutropin subunit beta-like. Lineage: Eukaryota; Metazoa; Chordata; Amphibia; Anura; Bombinatoridae. The transcript has 3 exons. Gene Ontology annotation, biological process: G protein-coupled receptor signaling pathway. Gene Ontology annotation, molecular function: hormone activity. The record is from RefSeq and is a predicted model, not a curated record. Gene Ontology annotation, cellular component: cytoplasm; extracellular region. The coding region runs from base 1 to 414 and encodes 137 amino acids.
AUGACCUGUUUUCAAGUGGCGCUAAUGCUUCUGACUGUAUACUUGUCUGCUGUGCAAGGACACCGCCUCUGUCACCCUACUAAUGCCACCAUCUCUGCUGAGAAAGAAGGCUGUCCUUCCUGCAUGACCCUCACCACCUCCAUCUGCAGUGGAUAUUGCCAAACAAGGGAGCCUGUAUACAAGAGUGCCCUUUCCUCAGUUUACCAACAUGUCUGUACCUAUAAGGAGAUUCGUUAUGACACCAUCAAACUCCCUGACUGUCAGCAAGGCAUUGAUCCAUUUUUCACCUAUCCAGUGGCAGUGAGUUGUGAGUGUAACCUGUGCAAGAUGGACUACAGCGACUGUACAGUGCAGAGCAUUGGACCAGACUUCUGUUCCAGCGGUCUUAUAUCACAGUUUCAGCUAAUUAACUGA